AUGCCAUCUGAAAAGGAAAAUCACCGUGCCAUCAUCAAUGAAGGGGAGGAAAAUGAGAUGGAAAUCUUUGGCUACAAAAUCAGCAUUCCAUGGAUCAUCCUUUGCGUGAUUGGGUACUUUGUUUCUGGUGGAAUUCUUCUCCUGCUAUUUUAUUGGAAGCCUGAGUGGAGUGUGUGGUCCAAUUGUGUCCCAUCAUCUUUGGAAAAAGCUAAUGUUGUUUUACUUAGGACAACAGAUAGUAGAAAGAAAUACACUAGAAAGAAGAUGCGAUGGGUUUCUCUAACUGAAUUCCGAGGCUCUUUGCAGAAUGAGUCUGGCUGUUCUGUCAUCUCAGACAAAGAUUCAAUUGUAAACAGAGCCAUAAGGAAAAAAGAUCUCAAGGUAAAAUUCAUUCGUGUACAGAAAAUUCGAUAUGUCUGGGACUUUUUCAAGAAGGAAUUUCAAAAAGUUGGAACUUUAGAAGAAGAACGUACUUGCUUUAACAUUCAUUCAAUGUAUGGAUCUGGACUGACAAAAGAGGAACAAGAUAUAAGGAGAUUGGUAUGUGGUUCAAAUACCAUUGAAGUUGAGGUUUCUCCACUUUGGAAAUUAUUCAUAAAUAAGGUGCUAAAUCUCUUCUAUCUGUACCAGUUCUUCACCGUUAUCUUGUGGUUGGCUGAAGGAUACCUGGGAUAUGCCAUUGCAAUUCUGCUGUUAUCUAUUUGUACCAUAACUCUGUCUCUUAUGGAACUCAGAAAGCAAUCUUCAAAACUGCAUAACUUGGUAAAGACUCACAAUAACAUGAAAGUCACUGUAUGUCGAAGAGGCAAUGAUUUCAGUGAGGUGGAAUCUCCUGACUUGGUGCCAGGAGACAUUAUUAUUUUAUCAGGCAAAAAUUUUUUCUUGUCCUGCGAUGCCAUUUUAAUCAAUGGAACAUGUAUUAUUAAUGAAGGCAUGCUAACAGGUGAAUGCAUUCCUGUGACCAAAACUCAGCUUCCACAUGGAGAUAACACAAUGCCAUGGAAACAGUACAGCGGAGAAGACUAUAGGAGACAUAUCCUGUUUUGUGGGACAGAGAUUAUACGGACCGAAUCAAAUGCUCAGGGCCCAGCCAGAGCUGUUGUGUUAAGAACUGGUUUCAAUACCACUAAAGGAGACAUGGUGAGGUCCAUACUGUACCCCAAACCUCUGAACUUUAAAUUACACAGAGAUGUCAAAUGGUUUUUUAUAUUUUUGGGAGUUCUUGCAAUUAUUGGCAUUCUUUAUUCUGUCAUAAUAUUUGCACAAAGACAGGUGUCUGCUGCGAGAAUCAUAGUCGAAGCACUUGUUCUUUUGACAUCUGCAAUUUGCCCCAUCAUACCGGCUGCCUUGACAGUCGGAAUCCUAUAUGGCCAAAGCAGACUGAAGAAAUGUGGUAUAUUUUGUAUCAGCCCGGACAGAAUAAACAUGUGUGGUCAACUAAAUAUCUUCUGUUUUGAUAAAACUGGCACAUUAACUGAAGAUGGUCUUGAUCUAAUGGGUGUUAUACCUUCAGGAGGGAAACAAUUUGAGGAAAUGAUUAACUUCAAUCAAAUGGAUAAUUUGUCCUGGGGACCUCUGUUUGGAGCCAUGACAAGCUGCCACUCUUUGAUCAUGACGGAUGGAAAGAUGCAGGGAGAUCCUUUGGACCUGAAAAUGUUUGAAGCUACUAAAUGGGUCUUAGAAGAUAAAGGAGAAGAUACGGAAAAAGAGUAUUCAGAAAAUAUGGUUGUCAGACCAGGACCGGAAUCAAACAUGGCAAUGCAAGGUGUCAAAGUUUUGUUCCAGUACCCAUUCUCAUCAGCUCUGCAGCGCAUGUCCGUAAUUACUCAGGUAAUAGGAGAGGAUGAACUACUUGUUUACAUGAAAGGAGCUCCAGAGAUGGUGGCCAGUUUUUCCAAACCAGAAACAGUCCCAACUAAUUUUUUGGAAGAGCUUGAACGUUACACAUUUCAAGGGCUACGAGUCAUUGGAGUGGCAUACAAAAUCCUCCAGAUGGAAAACUGUGAUGAUUUUGACAGCAUUGAAAGGGAAGAAAUUGAAGCAGAUUUGGAUUUUCUUGGUUUGCUGAUUUUAGAAAAUCGACUUAAACCAGAAACCAAGGCAAUCUUGGAGGAAUUGAAUGCCGCAAACAUAAGGACUGUUAUGAUCACAGGUGACAAUAUUAAAACUGCAACUACUGUUGCAAGAAAUUGCAGCAUGAUUCCUGAAGACAGUAAAAUUAUUCUUGUUGAAGCAUGUGGACCAAACGGUUCUACUCCAGCAUCUGUCACCUGUAGUCUUUUGGAAUAUCCAUCGGAUCAGAGCAAUUCAGGAGACACCAGAAUUAAUGUGGAAGAUGUUUUGGACACCAAGAACUACAGCAAUGAUUAUCAUUUUUCAAUGAGUGGGAAAACUUAUGAAAACCUGGAAAAGCACUUUAGUGAUUUGUUACCUAAAGUACUGAUGAAUGGAACGGUUUUUGCAAGAAUGUCACCUGGACAGAAAGCCACAAUAAUAGAUGAAUUUAGAAAACUAGAUUACUAUGUGGGUAUGUGUGGAGAUGGAGCCAAUGAUUGUGCCGCUUUGAAAAUGGCCAAUGCUGGAAUAUCUUUAUCAGAACAAGAAGCCUCAGUCGCUGCACCAUUUAACUCAAAAGUCACAAAUAUUGAAUGUGUUACAGAACUUCUUAAGGAAGGAAGAGCCGCUCUUGUAACAUCCUUCUGCAUGUUUAAAUACAUGUCUAUGUUUGGAUUAAUUGAAUAUAUUAACACGCUCCUGCUGUACUGGCAACGAAACAUCUUUGGAAAUAAUCAAUUCCUUGUUCAUGAUUUUGCUAUUAUGUUUGUGAUUUUCUUAACAAUGAGUUCAACACCUGCAUAUCAUAAACUGGCCCCGUACCGACCUCCAGGGCAGCUGCUUUCUCCAUCUAUGCUGUUUUCAGUGAUCUACCAUGUGCUUUUCACAAUUGCCAUGCAAACAUAUGCUUUCCUAAUAGUUCAGAACCAGCCAUGGUAUAGCGACAAAGAUGUGUACAGUGCCUGUUAUCCAGGAAACGAAAGUCUAAACAUAAAUCGUACUUCCAUUUUAAUAAAGCAGAGAACAAAGAAAAACUACGAGAGUUUUGAGAACACCACCCUUUGGCUGCUAACUGCUAUGCACCUGGUGAUCCUGGCUUUAGUUUUGACUAAGGGAAAGCCAUUCCGUCGGCCAAUAUAUAAAAAUUACCUCUUUGUUGCUACGCUGAUAAUAGAGUUCGCUCUCACAUUAUUCUUCAUAUUUGCUGACUUUGAAGGGAUGUACGUUGUUUUAGAGCUGGUCUGUACACCCAGAAGUUGGAGGAUUCACAUGCUGGUCAUCCUGGUUAUAUGUCUCGUCGUCUCAUUUGUGGUUGAGGAUUUUAUACUAAAUAACAGAGCAUUAUGGAUAGCUUUGAAGAAACUUUUCAGAAUGAAACCUAGCAGCAAUUACAAAAUAACACGGGCUAUCCUAGAUGAGGAUCCUGAAUGGCCACCUAUUGAAAAGACAAUAUAUGGGGAAAGUAAUGUUACUGAUGACAAAGAAAAGAUGUAUAAUAACCCUGCUUUUGAAUAUGACGAUGCUGUUCCCAGUGGAAAAAUGAUAUAG
Spea bombifrons (plains spadefoot toad) is the source of this 3603-nucleotide messenger RNA. Its product is annotated as probable cation-transporting ATPase 13A4. The record is from RefSeq and is a predicted model, not a curated record. The transcript has 30 exons. Gene Ontology annotation, molecular function: ATP binding; P-type transmembrane transporter activity; ATP hydrolysis activity. Gene Ontology annotation, cellular component: late endosome membrane. NCBI's taxonomy places the organism in Eukaryota, Metazoa, Chordata, Amphibia, Anura, Pelobatidae. Bases 1 to 3603 code for a protein of 1200 amino acids. Gene Ontology annotation, biological process: polyamine transmembrane transport; intracellular calcium ion homeostasis.